Molecule: messenger RNA, 1448 nt
Organism: Saprolegnia parasitica CBS 223.65
Lineage: Eukaryota; Oomycota; Saprolegniomycetes; Saprolegniales; Saprolegniaceae
Exons: 5
Coding region: 1-1419 (472 amino acids)
Molecular function (GO): iron ion binding; 2 iron, 2 sulfur cluster binding
Source: RefSeq, a predicted model, not a curated record
AUGUUCCGCCGAGCGCUCGCCACGCACGCAUGGCCGCAGCGGGCAGCGAUGAGCUCCAUGGGCCGCCACACGGGCCAGCGCGCGACGCUGGACCUCGAGAACGUCCAGUCGUAUGCGCUAUCGCGCUUCACGCAGGAGAGCUACUUUGCCGAGCUGCGCAAGCCCGUGCUCGAAGCGACGACCAUCAACCCCGAGACGUAUCAAUCCGCCGAGUACCAUGAGAAGGAGCUCGAGCGUCUUUUCGCCAAGGGGUGGCAGAUCGUGGGCUAUACCGAGAAGCUCAAGCAGCCGGGCGACACGAUCGUGGCCACGGCCGCGGGCCAGCCGAUCAUCGUCACACGUGCCAAGGACAAUGAGAUCCGCGGCUUCUACAACGUGUGUCGCCACCGCGGUGCGCAGCUCGUCGAGAAGAACGGCCGGUUCCCGGUCAUUAGCUGCCCAUACCAUCGCUGGGGCUAUGCGCUCGAUGGUCGGCUCCUCGCUACGCCUAUGUUCAAGGGCGACGGUGUUUCGAGCGAAGUCGACUUUGGCAACGAGAAGGAACCGACGCCUGCCGUCAAGGCAGCGUUCUCAACCGAGUGCGUCAAGAACUUCAACAAGAAAGACUACGGACUUUUGCCUGUCCGCAUUGCUACGUUUGGCCCGUUUGUGUACGCCAACGUGAGCGGUGACGCGCCGCCGCUCAAGGAGUACCUCGGGGACCUCCACGAAACGCUGGCCGAGUACCCGUUCAGCGACCUCGUCUCGUACAAGAGCAGCACGAUCCCGGUGCAGUGCAACUGGAAGCUCCUCGCCGAGAAUUUUAUGGAGUACUACCACCUUCCGGCCGUGCACCCGGAGCUCUGCGACGUGUCGCGCGUCGACGACCACCAUCGCGCGCAGGGCACGGGUUCGUACAUUGGCUUCGUCACGUCGCCCUUGACGAACGGCGGGACGCCGCUGGACUUGAACCUGCUGCCGCCGAUGCCUGGGCUCACCGGCGUCAACCAAGUGACUGCGUGGUUCCACCACUACUUUCCGAACGCGUUCUACUUUUUGCUGCCUCACGGCGUCUACUGCGUCGUGCUCGAGCCCACAGGGCCCAACACGACGACGGAGCACGCCGAACUGCUCGUGCAUCCCAACGUCUUUGACGCACCUGAUGCCGAGGCCAAGCUCCAGAAAAUGUGGGACUUUUACGACAUGACCAACAACCAAGACCUCUCGAUCUGCGAACGCGUCCAGGCCGGCAUCAAGGCCAAGCCCUACAAGGGCGGCCGCAUGACCUUCCGCUUCGAAGAGACAAUCCACCGGUUCCAGAACAUGGUCGCCGACUACAUGACGGGGAAGCCCAAGAUCCCGACUGGCGACGAGUCUCCACCGUACGCCUUCGAGCGCGACUUUGCCGCUGCCAAGAAGGACGAGGCGCGUUGCGCGUAAGCUCACUGUCAACGACGUCGGUUGGAUUU